Messenger RNA from Perognathus longimembris pacificus (Pacific pocket mouse), 2097 nucleotides. RefSeq names its product glycogen synthase 2 (gene Gys2). Gene Ontology annotation, cellular component: cytoplasm. The record is from RefSeq and is a predicted model, not a curated record. NCBI's taxonomy places the organism in Eukaryota, Metazoa, Chordata, Mammalia, Rodentia, Heteromyidae. Gene Ontology annotation, molecular function: alpha-1,4-glucan glucosyltransferase (UDP-glucose donor) activity. Bases 1 to 2097 code for a protein of 698 amino acids. Gene Ontology annotation, biological process: glycogen biosynthetic process. The transcript has 16 exons.
AUGCACCGAGGCCGGUCCUUAUCUGUGACAUCCCUGGGUGGGUUUCCUCAAUGGGAUCUGGCCCGGCUGCCGGUGGAGGAGUUACUGCUUUUUGAAGUGUCCUGGGAAGUCACGAAUAAAGUGGGCGGAAUCUACACCGUGAUUCAGACCAAGGCCAAAACCACUGUGGACGAAUGGGGGGAAAAUUACUUCCUGAUCGGCCCCUAUUUUGAGCACAACAUGAAGACUCAGGUGGAGCCCUGCGAACCCCUCAAUGACACUGUGGCAGGCGCAAUGGAGGCCAUGAAUAAACACGGCUGCCAGGUGCACUUCGGGCGCUGGCUGGUCGCGGGGAGCCCCUACGUCGUCCUCUUCGACCUGGGCGCCUCGGCCGGCCGCCUGGACGGCUGGAAGGCCGACUUCUGGGAGGCCUGCGGCGUGGGGCUCCCGCCGGGCGACCGCGAGGCCCACGACGCGCUGCUGCUGGGCUCGCUGACCGCCUGGUUCCUGCAGGAGGUGACGGCGCGGGCCGGCGCGCGGCGCGUCGUGGCGCACUUCCACGAGUGGCAGGCGGGCGCGGGGCUGGUGCUGAGCCGGGCGCGCGGGCUCCCGCUGGGCUCCGUGUUCACCACGCACGCCACGCUGCUGGGCCGCCACCUGUGCGCCGCCAACGCCGACUUCUACAACCGCCUGCAGCAGUUUGACAUCGACAAAGAGGCUGGAGAGAGGCAGAUUUACCACCGGUACUGCAUGGAGCGAGCCUCCGUGCACUGUGCUCACGUGUUCACCACAGUGUCAGAGAUCACAGCUACGGAGGCUGAACACAUCCUCAAGAGAAAGCCUGAUGUAGUGACACCCAACGGCUUGAGCGUGAAGAAGUUUUCAGCCCUGCACGAGUUCCAAAACCUGCACGUCAUGUACAAGGCCAGAAUCCAAGACUUUGUCCGAGGUCAUUUCUAUGGCCAUCUGGACUUCGAUCUGGAGAAGACUCUAUUCCUCUUCAUCGCCGGGAGGUAUGAGUUCUCCAACAAAGGAGCCGACAUCUUGCUGGAGUCCUUAUCCAGGCUCAAUUUCCUUCUCAGGCUGCAUAAAAGCAAUGUCACCGUGGUGGUGUUCUUCAUCAUGCCUGCCAAGACUAAUAACUUCAACGUGGAAACGUUGAAAGGACAAGCCGUAAGGAAGCAGCUAUGGGACACUGCGCAUGCUAUGAAGGAAAAGUUUGGAAAGAAACUGUACGACGCACUGCUAAGAGGAGAAAUUCCUGACAUGAAUACUAUUUUGGAUCGAGAUGACGUGACCAUCAUGAAAAGAGCCAUCUUCUCAACUCAGCGGCAGGCGCUGCCCCCGGUGACCACGCACAACAUGCUGGACGACUCCACCGACCCGAUCCUCAGCACCAUCCGCAGAAUCGGCCUCUUCAACCACCGCUCCGACCGCGUGAAGGUGAUUGUGCACCCCGAGUUCCUGUCUUCCACCAGCCCCCUGUUACCCAUGGACUACGAAGAGUUUGUGCGAGGCUGUCACUUGGGAGUGUUCCCCUCAUACUACGAACCCUGGGGGUACACUCCAGCCGAGUGCACGGUGAUGGGCAUUCCCAGUGUGACCACCAAUCUCUCCGGCUUUGGCUGUUUCAUGCAGGAGCACGUGGCUGACCCUGCCGCCUACGGCAUUUACAUCGUGGACCGGCGCUUCUGCUCCCCGGAUGAGUCUUGCAAUCAACUCACGCAGUUUCUUUACGGGUUCUGCAAACAGUCCAGGCGGCAGAGAAUCAUCCAGAGAAAUCGCACGGAAAGGCUGUCGGACCUGCUUGACUGGAGAUAUUUAGGCAGAUAUUACCAGCAUGCCCGACACCUGGCGUUAAGCCGGGCAUUUCCCGAGCAGUUUCAUGUAGAGCCGCUCUCGCCACCAACGACGGAAGGAUUUAAAUUCCCCAGGCCGUCUUCGGUACCACCUUCUCCAUCCGUCUCCCAAGCCUCCAGUCCUGUCAGCAGCGAGGCAGAAGAUGAAAACGAGGAAGAAAGAUACGACGAGGAAGAGGAGGCAGAAAGGGAUCGAGUUAAUAUUAAGUCACCAUUCUCUCAGGGGAAGAAAAAGCUGCACGGGGAAUAUAAGAAUUGA